Perca fluviatilis (European perch) is the source of this 6524-nucleotide messenger RNA. RefSeq names its product prostaglandin F2 receptor negative regulator. The transcript is spliced from 15 exons. Lineage: Eukaryota; Metazoa; Chordata; Actinopteri; Perciformes; Percidae. The record is from RefSeq and is a predicted model, not a curated record. Bases 306 to 2990 code for a protein of 894 amino acids.
UCUAUCAAUCUCGCCUUCAUUCCCGUGCACACGUUAAACCGGUUUAGUGUCCUUGUGUGAACCAUGAAAACACUCCCGUCAGGACUCCGUUUUUUACCCGACUAGGAAUCAAACGUGUGCGUCCGCUUAGCUUUGCGGCUUCGCCUGGUGUGCGGUGCGCUGCGGACUGACUGCUCACAUCUCAAGAGUUGGAUUGGAUUGACCGACAGCGGCGGGAGAGGACUGGUGUUACCCCACACACACAGGACAAAGAAGACUGGGGGGGGGGAAUUAAAGGAAAAAGAUAAGAGUGGAAGAACAGAGGAAUGAAAAUGGAUAGCUGUCUCUUCACACUCGUCUUUGGUCUUUCAAUGCUCGGUGGGUGCUUGGCCCGGGUGGUGACGGUGUCUCCUGGUCCAUUAAUCCGGGUGGAGGGUCAAACGGUGUCCAUCAGAUGUGAUGUUACCGAAUAUAGCGGACCUAGUGAGCAGGAUUUCGAGUGGAUGAUGUCCAAGGAGGCGAACGGGAAGAAGAUGAACAUAAUUUCCUCCUUUGAUACCAGGUACUCGGACCCGUCGCUCAGCAAGCGCGUUGCGUCUGGCGACAUCUCGGUGGCGCGUCUCAAGGACAACGAGGUGGAGCUGAAGAUAGCCGAGGUGAAGUCAACGGACGCCGGUUACUACUGGUGUCAAACGCCGAGCACCGACUCAGUCAUCAGUGGCAACUACGAGGCUAAGGUCCAACUCACUGUCAUCCUCAACACCCUCAAGGUCUCCCCCCUGACCCCGCCCCCCGUCGUCCCAGAAGGAAGUGACCUCACGCUCUCCUGCAACGUCACCCGGGAGCUCAGCCACCCCACCUACCUCUCCGUCACCUGGUCGGUGAAGAGGGGAGCGACAUCGGAGGAAAUUUUGACAUUUGGCCCUCAGGGAGACGUGGUCACAGGGGCCAAGUACACCCGGCGCUACGCCGACGGAGGCAUCCGAUUGGUUCCCGGGAAGAACGGAUUUUUCGAACUGGUGAUUUCCAAAGUGACGACGUCUGACGAAGGGACUUAUGAAUGCAACGGAACUGAAUGGACGUAUGAAAAUGGAGGGAAGUGGAUAAAAAUCGUGGAGAGCACUAAAGAGAUGGGAACUGUGUCUGUAACUCCUACAGGCCAGUCCCUCAGUGUGAAGGCUUGGUCCUCCUCUCCCUCCUCCACGCCUCUGCUGCUCUCCCCCGGCGAGAAGCUGACCCUCGUCUGCUCCGUCUCCGCCGACAACCUGCCCGCCCUCGCCCUGGAAGUCACCUGGCUGGCCGACGGCCGCGAAAUCGUCACCAUGGAGCUGAGCGGGGUGGUGAUCUCAAACACGUCCUCGGGCGGCGCGCAAGGAAAGCGCGGGGAGGCGACCCUGGAGCGGACGGGAGUCGGAGAAUACAGGCUGGGGGUGAGGGGGGUGAGCGGGGACGACGGAGGGGUGUACACCUGCCGCAUCCGAGCCUUCAUCGAGAAAGGAGGGAGGAGCUCGGGAGGAGGAGGGAGGUGGCACAUGGCCGCCGAGAAAACCUCCAGCCCUGUAACCGUAAAGGUGGCGCAGAUCAAACCGAGCUUCACGGUGACCCUUGAAGCCGUCCUGAACCCCAAGAUGACGGCUGAACCCACAGAGCUGGCAUGUCGUGUCACCAACAUUACCCAUUUACCCCCAGGAGGCCGACUGGGUGUCACCUGGGAGCACACCACACUUCCUGGUACAGGGGGUGGUCCUCAGACCUCACAUCCCAUUGGCUCCCUGGACGGCUAUGGCAACCUGUUGCCGGGAUCGACGUAUUCUGACAGGCUGAAGAGCGGCGUGAUCUCUCUGACUAGAGUCCAGCCCGACACAUUUAAACUGCGAUUCCUCCGCACUCAGGAGAUCGACAUGGGCCAGUAUGUCUGCACGGUGUCUGCUUGGAGUGUUAACAGCCAGGGUGACAUCAUGAAUACCAGCGAGUACCAGAGCUCGCAGCUGGCUGUACGAUGGGAUACCAAACGUCCCACUCUGAACGUCGUGGCCAAACGCAUCCGUGAAGCCUCAGUGGGCGGUGCUACCUUUGAGAUGAGCUGCGCCGUGGCCUCUGAGAACCUCGGUGAGGCGGGUUACUCAGUGCUCAUCAAAUGGCAGGACAGCCUGCAGGGCACCGUGAGAACCAUCAUGACUCUCAGCCCUGACAACGUCCUGCAGCACGGAGAAGCCACAGACCCCAGCAGGAGAGACAGUCUGGUUCUGACAAAGUCCGGUCCGGCAGAGUUUCAGUUUCGGCUAGCGGGCGUCCAGUUGUCCGACAGAGGUUUCUACUGGUGCGACAUCACCGCGUGGACCAAACAGCAGCCGGGACAGGCUUGGACAAAAGCCACCAGUGCAGAGUCUAACAAAGUCAGGAUCGACUUUCAAGAAAAUGGGCCGUCCUACUCCGUCGCCAUCCAUUCAGACACCAACAUUGUUAAUCCAUGGGAAACGGCCAAGAUGGAGUGUUCGCUCACAGUCCAAGGAUCUUCCCCAAAGACUGGCACUCAGACAGAUGACCUGGCGUACGAGGUGCGUUGGUUUUUCACCAGGCUGCGCGGUGGAGAGACGACGACCCUGGUGGCCAGCGUGGACCGCUUCGGCGUUGUGACGAAAGACACUCGCAACUCCUCCAGUGACAUUUCAAUAGAGCGCAAGGACACGCACACCUACAUGUUGAACAUUCAUGGCACUCAGGACAGUGACAGUGGCGAGUAUCACUGCGUCGCCACUCCCUGGUACCUGUCGGCCUCAACCGGAGCCUGGACUCAAGCCAAAGAGCUGCCGUCAUCUCGAGUCUUCCUUACAGUCCGAUUUGCUGUGUGGGACUCCCUCAAGUUACCUCUCUUAUACGGAGUAGCGGCCUCGAUAGGUGUGGGCCUCUUCUCUCUGGUCCUAGGUCUGGUUUGCGCCCAGUGCUGCUGCCGCAACACCACACACACUCCGCGCUCGCGCAACAAACUCAUGGACCUGGAGAUGGACUGACAAACACUUUCCCCCGCACCCACACACUGCAGCGCUCACAGGAAACCCCACACACACAACAGACACACGCCCAUAGACGAUUUCUGGGACACCCAGUUGUUUCCAUGCGAAGGACGUUGGGAGUAAAAUGACACCUCGCUUUUGGAAACGCAAGCCUGACUCGUCGAUCGCAAUGCUUUUAGGGGAGGGGUGCUCGGGGGGUUUCUUCAGCUCUGCAGUGGAGGAGCAGGGGAAAGCGCCAAUGAGACUUCAUUUUCUACGGAGAUCCAUUAAUAUCUGCGGAGCUUCCAGUGAUUUUUUUUUUUUUUUUUUUACACCGAUAUCUUCGCUCCCCGUUAAGACCAUAGCACUACAAGAAACUCGAGAGUAAAAUUUUUGCCGAACAGGAUGCUUCUGAGACAUCACUGCCACUUGGGAAUAAAGGACCACUAAACAGAUCUGCUGCCUCUGGAACCACUAAGGAUGACAAAUGAGGCUCUCCGGCUGGACUACUUUUUUAUUAUUUUUUUUUUUUCUUCUGAUGCCAAGGCUCCCUGCAAAGGCCAACCAGUCCGUUUUCCUGAUAGUAACCGAGUCUCUCAGAGCAACGGCACACCAGCGUACCCUGUUGGAUUUUCCUUUUUUGAGGAAGCGCGGGAAAUUCAAGGGGUGGUUGGCGCUUUGCGAGACGGAAGCAGCAUUUCAGUUGCGCGUCUGCGGCCUCGACCUAUCCCUGUUAAGUCCCUAAAGUUGUUUUGUAUGUGCAGAGACUGUCGGUUUGGGCGGCCUGAGACAAAGUCCCGUUCAUACGGGCAGCAGAGGUCCUAAAAAAACAAACAAAAAAAGUGGUGCUCCGCGUGCUUUCCACACCAGAGGUAUUGCACUACAACUACCAUCCCAGAGUAUUCCUACCUUAACAAAAGGACUAUUUACUUUUAUUCUCAACUCUAGUUUUUUGAAAAAUUUAAGAAAUUUUAAAAUGAGAGACAUUUUUAAGCUUUACAAUGAGAUAUGCAGUUAGGGUGUUUGUGUGUGAGAUAUACUGUACGUGGUGCCAAUAUGUGAACUAACAGAGGCGUGCUCGGUUCAUAUCGCCAGAUCAACACUUGAACUGCCACUAAAAGUGGCGACAGCAAGCACUCUUUCUUUUCUAGAUAUUCAGAAAUGUAUCCUGCUGUUGUUUUGCCAGAGUCUCGUGUGUGUGUGUGUGUGUGUGUGUGUGUGUGUGUGUGUGUGUGUGUUGAUGCGAGUGCUUUGCUACAGUAUGUGAGACCGAGUUGCAUGUGCUGUUUUCUAAGGACAGACUGGUGUCAUUCAGGAGCAACACAAGCCUUUUCCUGGGUUACAUUUUUCGUGACAUCAGAGUCUCAUACAUCCAGAUAUUUAAACCUAGCGGUCACUAAUCUAGACUCGCAUGUGUUCCCACGGUGAGCAACAUGACUCUGUGUGGGCUCUGGUGCGAGAAACUCUGCCACUUCCAUAUUUUUGAACCAAUCGUGCAUGAUUCUCUGUUUUAGUUUUGCUUUUUAAAGGAGUAGUGCAACAUUUUGGAAAAUGGCGUGUAUUCGCUUUCUUUCCGAGAUGGAAAAGGUCUUUAUCAAUCUCAUGUCAGUGCAUUUCAGUACGGAGCUAGAGUCAGGGUGUGGUUAGCCUAGCUUAGCAUAAAGACUGGAAGCAAGGGAGACCGCUAGACUGGCUCUGUCCAAAGUGAAUAAAAAAAAAACACCAGCACCGCUAAAGCUCACUAAUUAACACAUUGUAGUUUGUUUUUUUUUUGUUUUUUUCUUCUUCAUUCCAUAGAAUUUUGGUUUGGUGGGAGAUUAAAUGCUGUAACUAUUUCUUGCCUGGGCAGACGGAUAAACUGCUAGUUAAGAAAAAGUUCUAGCGUAUACAACAACACUGCAGUUUGCAUACAGAUUAAACCAAUAAGAUAAAAUGUGUUAGAGGUGCUGGUAGUCAUUUUUUUAUUUUUUUUAUUCUGUCGGUCUGUUAUGCAGUCUUUAUGCUAAGCUAAGCUAACCAUGUUCUAAGUCUCCUUAUCUAACUAUCUCUCAAAAAGGAAGCAAAUAAAGCGUAUUUCCUAAAAUGUUGAACUAUUUUAAACACCACAUGAUUUCAAUGAGUUUAAGGGGCAGUUGACAUUUUUGGUAGAUCCAAUUAUCACUUUUGGUUUAGCCUGGUGAGCAGUUCCCCUGUUUCCCGUUUAAAGCAACAACAAAAAAAAACGCCCCAGAGCUAUCGCUGGCAAACAAGCUCUACUCAAAAAGUGUCAGACUGUUCCUUAACUCUCGCUAACUAGCCAGAAAACUUUCAGUAAAUUGGUUUCAGAGACGUGAACUGCAGCACUAGAUAUGGCCCUUUUCCAAAUGAGAUGUUUUCAUCUCAACUCUUUCAGUGAAAAGUUUUACCAUGCACUUAACAGCCAAAACUGAAAACUAAAAAAAAAAAAUAUAUAUAUACACAUAUAUCUGUAGAACAAAAGCAUUACCAGCUGAUUAUGAAAGAAAGCUGUUCCCAACUGACAUGUGUUGAGUCUCUUUGGUGUUUUUUUUUACAGCAAACCAAUGAAUUGUUGUAUCAUGUUGACUUGCUGUGUGAACGCACACUCACAGUUCCAGCAACACAAAGUGAGGAUGUUUGGGUCCAAACCCAGCAGGAUCCCAACAGACCGGUUAGGUUUGUAAUAAAAUGUGCCAGGCUGUGUUUCCUCCUCCACUGACUUGGCUUGGAUAGGGCUUUGUUUGAUGUUUUUAAAUAGUUUUUAAAAAGGUAUCAGGCUGUAUUAGGGACAUAUUUUUCACCCUCAGAGCUAAAACGCUCAAAGUUAAGAUUUAAAAUAGGGGUGUUUCCUGUGGGAUGUUGCAUAUUCACACAAUGCAUCGGUCGCCCACUCAGCUCUGACUUUGUGCACAAAACUGCUUCAAAUUCGGCCUGGCCAGGCAGCCAGUGCAGAACUUGAACUGUUGUCCAAUCAGAACACAAUGCCCGAAUCCAUAAAGAUUUCAGAUUGAUGAUACUCAGACAUACUCUGACAACAGUUUAUUUCAUAAUUGCACAAAUUCACAACACCAUCAGCCACAGGAAACACCAAGAUAAACCUGUACUGUACCUGUAAUUAAAGCAACAGUGAUAUGUUCCUUCAGUUAGGGACACUAAGGGGGUUAAGCUGAAAACCCACUUUGAGAAAUAUUGACGAAAUGUGUCUGUUUUGCCUUGAUUGAUGGUGACGGUUACUUCAGAAACUUCCGGUACGUCUCCAUAAACCCACUCCACAGGUCUGUGUGUGUGCGCCUCUCUGUGUCAGAGCUGUUGCAGUAUUCAAAAUGGGUUUACCACUAUCAUUAACACCCAUACGUUCACACAGGUGAAUAAUAGGGCUCCGUGCCAAAUGCCACAAUACACACACACACACGCACACACACAGCACGUAGCAUUGAUACACACCACUGAUCAUGUCACUGCAAGAAUUCCCCAGUGUCCUUUUACUUUGUCAUUUUACCGCAAUGAGUAUGAUGAAAUGUGUUGUUUUUUAAAUAAAUAGAUUUGUAAGAUGUA